AAUAGUUGUGUUUCUUCUCUCAUCUUUUGCCUAUGGCUAGGAACGAAGAACCCAAGUAAUCAAACAAAACUGCAAAAUUGGUGAAGAAAUGGUAACACCAGCAACUUCUGGGCUUCAUUCUCCAUUUGUUUGUUCAUCUCGCAAACUAUCUGCGUUCAACUCUUCUUCCAUUUUACCCUCUAAAUUACCAAGAAAUCAACGCUCACCAACUUCUUAUCCAUGCAUUCGAGCUGCUGAUCUUGAUCAAAACACAAUAGUAGCAAUUUCAGUUGGAGUUGUGAGUGUUGCCAUUGGGAUUGGCAUUCCUGUUUUUUAUGAAACACAAAUUAACAAUGCUGCAAAGCGAGAGAACACACAACCUUGCUUUCCAUGCAACGGCUCUGGAGCUCAGAAAUGCAGGUUCUGCGCAGGGACGGGCAAUGUGACAGUAGAUCUUGGUGGGGAUGAGAAAGAAGUUUCUAAAUGUAUCAACUGUGAUGCCCUUGGUUCUCUAACAUGCACUACAUGUCAAGGCUCAGGAAUUCAACCUAGGUAUCUUGACCGAAGGGAAUUCAAAGAUGACGACUAAACAUCUUUGCACGGCGGAUAUUCAACAUAAGGAUCGAACCAGAGUCGGGCAGUUAAUCUUGUCUUGCCAAAUACCAUAGAUUUUUUUGUAAUAUGUUAUACCUAUUCUAACAGCAUUUUUCUUCAACCUGGAAAUACUUGUCAAUCUUCUCAUUCGAUUUAUCGAUUAAUGAACUCAUUAUGUUUCCCUUGUAAAUCAAAAAGUUUGUCAUUUUUGAUGUUGUUAA
Spinacia oleracea (spinach) is the source of this 794-nucleotide messenger RNA. Its product is annotated as protein SPA, chloroplastic. The record is from RefSeq and is a predicted model, not a curated record. The transcript is spliced from 5 exons. Gene Ontology annotation, cellular component: chloroplast. Gene Ontology annotation, molecular function: protein disulfide isomerase activity. NCBI's taxonomy places the organism in Eukaryota, Viridiplantae, Streptophyta, Magnoliopsida, Caryophyllales, Amaranthaceae. The coding region runs from base 89 to 568 and encodes 159 amino acids. Gene Ontology annotation, biological process: photosystem II repair.